AUGGCUAGAACCGUAGACGACAAAAUGCGCCAGAAAAAGGAGAAAACCAAAAAAGAGCCAAAGGCGUCCGAGGAGAAAGAGCCAAAGAGCGAAAAGACGCACCCGAAGGCAAAGCCACUGUGCCCUGCAAAUGUGACCAAGAAGGUCUACGAGCUUGUCGGUUUGGCAAAGAAGAACCGCACGCUGAAAAUCGGGGUAAACGAAACCAUCAAGAAGCUGAACAAGGGAGACGCUGACUUGGUGCUUCUCGGGGGAAAUGCCCUCCCCUUUGCGAUUGUGGAGCCACUUGUCGUUCUGUGCGAAAACAAGAACCGGACGUUCUUCUUCCUCCCGAGCAUAUCCGCGCUUGGGAAGGCCUGCGGCCUGUCCAGGCCAGUUGCCGCGUGCACAAUCGUAUACUCUGAGGACUCGAGCAUUAGAAAGCUGAUCGGCGAAAUAAGAGAGCAAAUGGUAAAUAUUUAA
Messenger RNA from Nematocida major, 462 nucleotides. RefSeq names its product U4/U6 small nuclear ribonucleoprotein SNU13. Bases 1 to 462 code for a protein of 153 amino acids. Gene Ontology annotation, molecular function: RNA binding. The transcript has a single exon. Gene Ontology annotation, cellular component: nucleolus. Lineage: Eukaryota; Fungi; Microsporidia. The record is from RefSeq and is a predicted model, not a curated record.